Molecule: messenger RNA, 721 nt
Organism: Drosophila elegans
Lineage: Eukaryota; Metazoa; Arthropoda; Insecta; Diptera; Drosophilidae
Product: UPF0691 protein C9orf116 homolog
Exons: 3
Coding region: 125-469 (114 amino acids)
Biological process (GO): axoneme assembly
Cellular component (GO): axonemal microtubule
Source: RefSeq, a predicted model, not a curated record
CGCAGGCGCUGAGUUUUGGAGUUUUCCCCUCACCCGGGCGGCUGUCAGAAUUCAAACAUAGCAACCUUUUUGGCACUUGUCCCGUUGGUUCAAUAGCACUAGGCACUAUUGUUAAACUGAGAAAAUGUGCGAGCAGUACUGCGACAAGUUUGAGACCUUCAAUCCGGAGGUGGAGUUUGCCAAGUUCCAAAAACGCAAGCCCGUCGUGAGGACUGCCCAGCUCUAUGAGAAUCUGCACAAGCGGGAGGACAUCAAGUGUCCCUAUAGCUUCAAGGGUUAUGGCGUGGAAACGGACUCGAACACAAUGUACCGCACUUGCAACUCGGAAUAUGGUUACUAUGCACCCAAUGCCUAUACUAUCCCCAAACGCUUCUAUCCUCUGCCCCAGAAUUUCUCCAACGAAGUCGUUCGCUUUGGCAUGUAUCGCAAUUUCUCCCUAAACACGCACAUGGAUCGCACCUUCUACUAGGUUAUGGUUUAUCUCCAAAUUAAAUGGAAGCCUUUUAUCACGCUCAAAUCGUUUCCAGCUUUGUACACCAUUCUAUGGUUUUCUAUGCAAUUCAAAAAUUGUACGCUGGUCAACAAGUGAUAAAUUUAUUUCUGAACAUUUUCCUUAACUUAAAGCAACCUUAAAGAAAUCUAUCAAUAACAAAUUUCAAAAUGUAAUGUUGAAAAAGCCAAAAAAAAAUAAAUACAAUUUCAAGAAAACACUCAAACGUCA